UUGCUGCAAAUUUGCAACGCUGUCUCGAUGAUGGAUUGUGCCAUGCCACGUAUUCUAAGGCUCUUUCUAGCAUUCUUGGUGCUGUUGCAGGGCCAGCAAGUGGAUCCGAAAGGGGACGAGGAUACAAAGAAUGCUGGCAUCCGCAUUUCAGUGAACGGGGAAGACACGGCCCAGUUCGUGAUGUUGGAUUCCAGAUGGAGAUGGCUCUACAACGUGGAUGACAAGGACUGUGCCUCCCUGACAGACGAUGCAGCGACACUCGAGAGGUGCUACUUGCAAGGUCUCCGGGCUUCCAAAUACGCUGCCGGGUACGGCGUCUUGGUGGGAACUCCCAACAAUCGCGCCCUAACGCUGCGCUAUGCCACGAAGGAUGCCGAUUCACCUUCGCCCAACUAUGGUUCCCGUGUCUACCUCACAGAUGGUGAGGGUUAUUCCCUCUUUUCGCCCAUGGCGGGGGAGAUCUCUUUCGACAUCGACAUCUCACAGGUUCCUGCCGGAAUGAACGCUGCCGUGUACCUGGUGUCGAUGAACAGAUAUGGGAACAUCGCUAGUAUCAGCAACAGCGGCGUGAUGAAUGUGGCGGGCUGGCGACGGGGCUUGGGCUAUUGCGAUGCGCAGUGUCCCAAGGAUUUGCGCUUCGUCCAGGGCACAGGCUACAACAGCGACAAUCGCUAUGCCUCCUGCUGUCCCGAGAUGGACCUCUUUGAGGCAAAUCGUUUCGUGUCGGCCCUCACGGCGCAUCCGUGCAAAUCCGACCAGGCGUCGGUCUGCGACAGCAGCACAAAUCCCGACUGCGGGGCCGAGUGCGACAGCAAUGGCGGGGAUAUCAACACCUUCCGCGACGAAGGCCCGGGGCAUGCGCUCUUCAAUAACGUGGACCCGAUGCUACCUUUUAGCGUCACUACACGUUUCAUCACCAACAACGGAUUCUCCAAUGGAACUUUGAUAGAAAUCGAGCAGGAACUACUUCAGGCAGGGCGCAGCUUCAAGACAUCUUUGACUGACCAGAGCGUGGCGGAGUCUUCCAAGCGCUUCAGGAGCGCCAACAAAUUUGGUGAAGUCUAUGGCGGUCUAAAGCAGAUGGGCAAGUCCCUGCGCAAUGGCAUGGUGCUGGUGGUGGCAUUGUGGUCUGAUCCAGGUGGAAACAUGAACUGGUUGGACUCCUGCGAUGCCAACAAGACCGUCUACGAUUGUCAAAAAAACUGGGAGUUUAACGAUAGCGUCUGGGAGGAGGCGAAUGAGGUGAAGCCCGGCAUUUGGAGAGGACCCGUGGAUUACUACCCCGACUACGCAACCUCCUUCCAGACGAAAGAUGUUGCCUUCACUUGGUCGGGCAUCCCUUUGCCCAUCAAGCGACAGGUGAAGUUUAACUGCCAGGGCUGCGAGACCAAGGAAGCGCCCUGCGACUGCGCCAGUGUGCCAUAUGCUUUUACCGUCAGCAACAUCAAGGUGACACACACCGCGCCACCCGAGCGCACACCCAACGAGCCGGGAACCACUCCCGGUGGCGGUGCUGGUGGAGGCUCAUCACUGAUGAUGACCAUCCUGGUGCCCAUGGGAAUCGCCCUGGCGGUUGCAGCGUGUGUGGCAUUCCUCUGUUGCUACGUUUGCAGCGAGGAUGACGUUGAGAAUGUGCGGGCCAGAAGAAGAAGAAAACGCUUGGUGAAAUGUCAAGACUCCGAGAGUAGCAGUACGGACUGAGUCUUUUGAUUUUCAUUGCGCCACUUUUUCGUAGUGACCAACUUACGGUGAUGGCCACGGGUUUUUCAAGGUGGCC
Messenger RNA from Cladocopium goreaui, 1777 nucleotides. Lineage: Eukaryota; Dinophyceae; Suessiales; Symbiodiniaceae. The record is from the annotation of a GenBank genome assembly.